CUACUGAAACUCAGAAGGAUGAGAACCACCACCAUGCUUCUCGCUGUUACUUUGGCGCUGCUUGCAGUGUGCCAGGCCAGACCAGCGUAUGAAGAAUAUUGUGAAUACGAACACCAGGUUUGGAAUUUUUGUGGGACCCGCCGCCUGUCCGGACAAUUGUGAAAACUAUAGGAAUCAUCAUAAAUUCUGCAUAACGGUGUGUGUACAGGGCUGCUUCUGCCAGAAACCAUACAUCUACCAAAAAGGAGAGUCCGGCCCCUGCGUCCUCCCGCAGCAAUGUUCACAAGUGUACACCGAGUACUACAAAUAAAAUGCGUGUAAUGCCAGCCGGACAGUGGCACAGACCCGCGUGUGACA
Molecule: messenger RNA, 357 nt
Organism: Staurois parvus
Lineage: Eukaryota; Metazoa; Chordata; Amphibia; Anura; Ranidae
Source: the annotation of a GenBank genome assembly